This is a messenger RNA of Opisthorchis viverrini, 1300 nucleotides long. RefSeq lists its product as hypothetical. Lineage: Eukaryota; Metazoa; Platyhelminthes; Trematoda; Opisthorchiida; Opisthorchiidae. Gene Ontology annotation, molecular function: ubiquitin-ubiquitin ligase activity; ubiquitin protein ligase binding. The transcript has 4 exons. The record is from RefSeq and is a predicted model, not a curated record. The coding region runs from base 1 to 1023 and encodes 340 amino acids. Gene Ontology annotation, cellular component: nucleus. Gene Ontology annotation, biological process: protein polyubiquitination.
AUGCUUAAUGUGGCAGAUUCUGAAUUCGGGACCAAAAUUUACUGUGACCGGCCGACGGAAAAGCAUUAUCCAGUGCAUAACCUGUUGAAAUCUAAUGGAUGUGGAUUCCUGUGUCCUCCGGUGAUUGCACCACCAGUGAAUAUCCUAUUUUGCUUCCGCGAAGCUGUUGAUUUGCAUCUUAUUGUUGUCAAGCCAUACGUCCGAAGACACCGCGUGGGUAGCUUCUCGAUUUUCGCACGUCGGAAAACAGUUAAGAGGAAAUGGGGUGCUUGUACAGAACACGACAACCCAUUUGAGUCGAUGCGUCACUUUGGGUUAGCUACGCCCUUGGUAUCCGUCGCACUAGAUAAACAGCCAGCGGAAACGGUCGUAGCAGUGCGUCUGAAAGAUACUCAGACGGUGCCCAUUGGGUCAAUGCUAAAUACCGCGCCCAAUGUGUAUGCAGUGCAAGCUACGGGAGCUUCCUCGAUGGAACGGCAAAAAGUGUGCAGUGUGCUGCUGCGUAUCAACAGGAUGGCACACACAAGUUUUUCGUUAUGUCUGGGAGAGGUGGAGCUGUGGUGUUCUACCCCACUGGAAUCAGGAUGCACACCUGUACUGCCCAUGAUACCCGAUCCUGUUUCUCAACAAACCCCAGAUAGAGCCCUGGAUGAUGAAAGUUUCCAAAUUCCGGAGGACUUCCUGGAUCCAAUAACCGGUGACCUGAUGAAUAACCCUGUCCGGUUACCUUCCGGAGUCAGAGUUGACAGAACUACACUUGUGCGGUUUCAAACAGAACGGUUGGACAUACAGCCCGGUGCAGAUCCAAGACCAAUAGAUCCAUUCACGAUGAUCCCGUUCGAUGGAGACGAAGUUCAAAGCGAUGUGGAACUGAAGAUGGCUAUCUCAGAGCAUUUAGUUAGAUGCAAGCGAUUAAAGGACCUUUGUGCCAGGCUAGACAAUCAUUCCUGUUUCUUCAUUAAGCCCACCAUAUCUACUGUACCUCAGAUAAAUAUACCUUCUGACUCUGAACCCGAUGUAUAGAAUAUUUCGGUAAAUGUACAAAAGUAAUAAAAGUAUGCAGGGACCCGUGUGCGUACUCCAAUAAAAUCACUGUCGUUCGUAAACAGUGAUCGCGGGAGUUAAUUGAGUGGUCACCAGUUCCCAUAUCUUCCAUGAACGUUUAAUAACAAUACCAUUGAAGCUGUGGAUUGUAAAAAGUGGACUGAACAGUGAUGAUUCCAGUCGCAUUUGUUCCGGUUUGAUUUCCGAUAUGAGGUGUGUAAACUGGCCUAGUUCCAAUAGUCGAAGAUCAUUUUCG